AUGGCUUUGGACCCUGCCGAGCAGGAGAGCCAACUUGUGCACCCACUACAUUCUCCUCCUCCUGAACAAGGGUAUUUUGACGACGCAUUGCGCGAAGGCACCGUUGCUUAUCGUGAUACAGGUGGUGGGCAGGGUUUCGACGAUGAUGAUGAACAAAUGGAUGACGUUGAUCCUGUAAUGGAUGGAAUGAUGAUAAAUACUCAAAUGAUGCCUCAGCAAAACCCUUCUCACAACUUUCGGCAAGAGAGUAACGAGUCUUUCGUUGCAGAAACUCAAUUUGCAGAUAUUGAAAUUGACACUCAAUCAAUGCGACAUCAAGAGCAGUCUGUUCAGAAGGACACUCAGAACGCUAGUUUUAGCUCUCGAUCCUUGGUUGAAGAAACUCAGUACGCAGAUAUUGAGAUGGAUACUCAGGCCACUGAAAAUACUGCUCAGUUUGUAAAAUCUAAUCCAUCAUCUCAAAACCAAGCGAUCCAGGGGAACGAUCAACCAGUCAACAAUUCCAUUUGUCCCACCAAUAUGUCACCACCCAAACUUUUUUCCAGGCCAGCAAUUGCGGCAGACCCCGCCUUCAAAUAUGCUAUUGCACCAAAUGCAAAGAAGAAUCUUAAAUCGGCAGUUCAGAAUCCACCCAUUCGAAAAGUUGCAGAUCAAUCGGAGAGAUCUGCCAACAAUCUACUCCCAUCACUGGAAGCUAUGCCCACGCCCGAAACAUGUGCUGAACCAUCGACACAGCCUGUACAACCUACGCGAAUAGUGCCUUCUAAGGAUUAUAAUAUUUUUGCACUCAAUCCUGUGUCUGGUAUUCGUACUCAUCCAUUUGUCAAGGCAUCAGUAGAGAAAGAAGAGGCUCCUACCGUUCAAGAUACUUCAGUGGUCAAGCAUUCAUCCAAUGCUCGCAAUCUACCGUCAAUGAAUAUGGUACAUCAUAUGAGAAAAAUGCCCCCUAAGAUUCGCAACGCUUCUACACACCACUCAGCGGGCGAUGUUCGAUCCGGUCCAUCUAACAAGGUAUUGAUUCCAGAAAAUUUGCUUCCAGUUGUUCAAAAUUCUUCAGCGGCCAACCCUCCCAAUCAAACGCAAACUGAACAUUUGGUAAAUCAAUUACCUCGGACCGAACAACUGCUUCCGGCUUCUCAUGGCAUCGUCUUGCCGUCUGUAGAUAAACUUGACUUGUUGAAAAAUGCGCAGAGAUCUAAUGAUGCAAAUGGGUUACCAGUGCCCAAACCUUCUCACAGUGAUGUACAAUCGACUGUGAUAUUCCCACCUCAACAAAUAACCUCAACUUCAAUCCAUGCUCCGCAACGUUCCAGAAUGAGACAAAAGUCUUCAAACCAAUUGAACCGUUUCAGUGCGAAGACCAAAUUCAAUGUCAAGGGCAACAUGGUCAAAAAAGGGCCAUUUCCAGAGGCUGAUUUGGAUCAACCAAAAGGACAAGUACAUCGGGAUAGACUCGACAAGACUCAAGUACCGCCUUCACAAUCAAAAAAACAAUCCCAAUACUCUGAAGCUCAGUUGGCUGGGAAAGAGUUGUCCACUCGGAUCCAUGCAACUGCAGAGUUAUCGAAUUCUGGGAGAUCACCCACCGAAGAUAAUCCCACUCAAAACGAUCAGCUUCGAGGACGGGCUAUUCAGUCAGUAACAAAUCCUGCUUCCAUCCCACAUUCUCGGAUUAACGACUCGAAUGCUAGAACGGAAGAUCCAACCAUGACAUCUGUAGUAUAUGAAGAAAGCCUACCCCCAGAAGACUCAAGGAACCCUGGUCAAUUCAGUCCAGUACCCCAGUUUCAAUCAGAUCAUCAAAUGGCUCGUUCUAAUCAGCAUACAUCAAUUUGUGUAGAGCCUGCCCGCCCUGUGUCACGAGCAAAUAUGUCUCGACCUCAGUCACGACCCAAUUCAUCUCGAUCUCAGCCAACGGCGCGAACUCAGGCUGGACAUCAGACUCAGCGAAAACCCAUGAUCAGGCCAGUAUCAUCACAUGAGCUUGAUCCUCAGGGUGUGUCUGGGUCAAUACCGAGCCGCACUGGCCGUACUAAGGUUGCUAAAAUAACAACUGUGCAUUCUCGAGGUGACCAGAUUCAACCAUCUGAAACUGGAGAUCAUAUCAGUAGCCAGCAGGAGAGAUCUCGCAUAGAUCUUGGCGCGGUCCACAAUGUUAUUCAUGAGUUUUCGAUGCAACAAUCGCUUAUCGAAGAUCAAAAAACUGAUAUCUUAAGACUCAAUGCCAAGCUGCAAGACACGGAAACCAGAUUGCAAGAUAACUUUGCGAUCAAUGCAGAAUUGAAGGCGGAAAAGAAUGAGCUGUCAAAGAGAGUUGAGAGAUUGAAUGAUCUGUCCAACCAUUACAGAGUCCAUUUUAAUGAAAUUGUCGUGUGCCAAAAGUCUCUCAGGGGUGAUUCAACAGAGAUGAAGAAAGCGAUGAGAGAUUUGGAAGUAGAUUUGUUACUCAAAAACGAAGAUACUAAGGGUAGAGAAGUUCAGGAAACCAGGAUGCGCAACCUAUUGGAGGAAAUCAAGCAGGUUCAAAAAGAACAAAACCAGCGGGACUCGAGGAAUGCAGACUUUGAAACUUUGGAGCAACAGAUCAAUCAGCUUGAGCGUGUUAAUGAACUCCUCAAAGUUGAUGUUAACUUGAAGCUGGUUGAACUCCAACGAGAACGCUUUACAAUCGAGCAACUUCAAAAGCAAAUGGCCAGUGGUGAGGUUGUUCGUCACAAAGAGGUCAUGGAUAUACUUCAGAAACCUCAAGUUGAUACGCUUGGAGGACUCACCAAAGAAGGUGGAAUCCUUAACAAAGUUUUAAAUUCUAGCGAAGGAGCUCAAAAGAAGUUAGACGAAAUGUCAAAAACCAUCACAAAUACUCUCAAUCAAAAAUUGGAGUGGCCACAGACUCUGACAAAGAUUCUCGAGGAAUUUUACUCUAAAAUUCAGACGACGCUUGACGACAACGGUAGCAAGGAGGCCAUUUUCCAGGAGUCGACUGUCAAGCUCUUUGAUGACAUUAAAGAACGUCUCAAUCAAGUCAAUGAUGAUCUGGAUGAGAAAACCAGGCUCAGUGAGCAACUCAACACGCUUCGAGAGAACAAUGCCACUCUCAAAGCGAAUUUAAACUCAAAGGAAGCAGAAUCGGAGACAAAUAUCGCUCGGUUGAACGAGCUAACACGGGAACUUACAGAUGUCCGUUCGCAAUUAAUGAGUAAGAUCGAACAAUUAUCGAUCUCAACUGCUCAACCGAGAGAGGACCCGGAAAUGAAGAAAAAGGUCGAUGAUUUGGCCAUUGAGACCUCAAAGCUACAAAUCCUCCUCACCACUGCAAACAAUGAUAAACGUCAGGCCGAGAAUGACUCACAAACUCAUCAAGCCACAAUUACUUCUACGCAAAAUCAAUUAUGCAAGACGGAGGACGAACUGCGAGUAGCUGAGUCUGCCUUGGAAACAUUGCGAGAAAACAAUCUAAAUUUUCAAAAAGAUUGCAAAUUGGCUACUGAAAGAGUACGACAAGAGACCACACAGCUCGCGUUAUCUCAGAGAAAAGAUUUAAUUGCCCAGCAUGACAUCAUCGUGAAAGACCUUAAACACAAGCAAGCAGAACUUCAGCAAAGAUUACAAGCAGCAAACGAGGAAUCAAAGACAUCUAAAGAGACUACUGAUGAACAUGCGAAGACUAAUAGCAAACUCGAGUCAGAAAUAGCUACAUACAAGGACCAGCUAUUACAGCAAAAGCUCCAACUUCAAAGCUUAGAGGAAAGUCCUAUCUCCGUUCCUCAAUUGCUGAAACAAAAGAAAGAGCACGAACAAGAGAUGUUAUCGAAUCGCCAAGAGCGGGCCAAUCAACUUGCGUUAUCGCAGGCUUGUCGAGAUGAAAAUGUUAAGUUUAAGGGUGAAAUUGAAGGUGCCCAGAAGAGACUCCGUAUCAUGGAUGAAAAAAAUGAGCAUUUGAAGAAGGAGAAUGACCGAUUGCGGCAGCGUUUGGACAGUAUAAAUGCGAUGGCAGGAAACAGUCAAAAUGUUCUCGACGGCUCCGGCCGUAUCGUCGAGUCUCGACUACCUACACGCAGACCUGCUGAGCGGAGAUCCAGCAAUGUCCAUAAUCAGCGUAAUGAUGAAAUCAGGGGGGGCGAUCAGCGUAAAGCUCCAGAUUUCAGUACUAGUGUAGUACUCACAUCAUCCUCUUCACGAGCAUAUGGCGACAUUAAUGGCGAAAGCCAAACUCCGAUCAAACCCUUUUCCACUAUCACUUCUCUAGGGUCAAGCCCUUUAACUGAGUUGGAAGAUAUCAUGCCACAGGUACAAUCUGCACAUACCCGUGAGGAACUCCAGCGAGUAUAUAAUAAGAAUCGUCAGGUGUCGAGCGAUAAGAUUGCACACAGGGAGAGCGUGGUUCAAUCAAAGUACUAUCUUCAUAGGGAAGAAGAUCUUGACACUCCGAGUUCCAAGCUCAACAAAGUCAUGCUUGCAGCCGAAGGAGAAUUAGUAGAUACGUCAAACCAAGCACCUAGGACCAUUCCCUCGGUUGCACAAGAAUCACACCAACGCCGAGUGAACAAACCACUGAGAUCAGCUUUGAAGAAGAACGACCAUCAGGAUCCUCCUAUUAAUCUAAGUAGCUCGCAGGAUCAAGGCAGAAAUCAAAAGGAUGGGAGAGCAACUGCAACUUUCGAAAAGCCGGCGCCAAAAACCAAUCGCGGUCUUGAUAAUAGUCUUCAGGCGAUGUCCAGAACUGGUGCCAGCAGCUACAAUCGUAUUGCAAGUGGAAAGCCGAACAUUACUGGUUCGAGGGCACCAGAAGAACUUUCAAGGGCUGUACCUUUGUAUGAGCCAAUACCAGAGAUUAGGCGGAAUGCAAUGAAGAGAGCGAGAUCGUUUUCAUCCCUUGUCGCUCAGAGCAUGCAGCCAAUCAAACCAGCGAAAGCACCAAGGCUGAAUCUUUGUCAACCGAUAAACAAAACGAUUAUUCCAGACUCUCAAGAUCGAUCAUGA
Sclerotinia borealis F-4128 is the source of this 4980-nucleotide messenger RNA. The record is from the annotation of a GenBank genome assembly. Lineage: Eukaryota; Fungi; Ascomycota; Leotiomycetes; Helotiales; Sclerotiniaceae.